GACUGGGAAGUGGCACUUGUCGUCUUUCAUACCGUAGAUGCCGGCAAACAGAUGCGCUCCCUCGUCUCCGUGAUAAAGUUAAAAUGGCCGCCCUUGCAAAAAUCCUUUCCUCUCUUUAAUUUCCGCCCUUCCUCCUCUGCCCACUCUGCCGUGGAAGCGGGGAAGAAGAAACCAUGGCGACUUCCUCUCUACGCUCCCCUCCCCCUCUUCUCCCUCACAACUCUCCCCCUCCUCCUCUGCUCAAGAAUUCCGCCUCCUUCCUUAUAGCCCUCCCCAAACAACGCUUCUCUUUCUCAACCAACCGCCACUCCCUCCGCUCUCCGAUCGUCCGACGAUGCUCCUCGCCGACGGACUCCUCCGCCGACUCCGCACCCGCCGGAGAUAGCAAUUGGAGUAACUUCUGCAUCAUAGAAGGACCGGAGACGGUUCAGGAUUUCGUUCAGAUGCAGGCGCAGGACGUUGAGGAGAACAUCAAGAGCAGGCGCAACAAGAUAUUUCUCCUCAUGGAGGAGUUGCGGAGAUUGCGUAUACAGCAGAGGAUAAGGGGCGGGAGAAGAAGUAUCAAUGGAGCAGCUGCCGAAGAAGACGAGUUAACCAACGAGAUGCCUGAAAUCCCAUCAACAAUCCCUUUUCUUCCUCAUGUGACGCCAAAGACACUGAAGCAGCUCUACUUUACAAGCUUUUCAUUCGCAUCAGGGAUCAUAAUAUUUGGGGGUCUUAUUGCUCCAAUUCUGGAAGUGAAGCUCGGUCUAGGGGGAACCUCUUAUGAGGAUUUCAUAAGGAGCUUGCAUUUGCCAAUGCAGCUGAGCCAGGUCGAUCCGAUUGUAGCAUCCUUUUCAGGAGGGGCAGUCGGAGUUAUUUCUGCUUUGAUGUUGAUUGAAGCUAACAAUGUAGAGCAACAAGAGAAGAAAAGAUGUAGAUACUGCAAUGGAACUGGAUACUUGGCGUGUGCUCGUUGCGCUGGUGGUGGUGUGUGCUUGAGUGUCGACCCGAUUUCGUUAUCCAGUGCUUCAGAUAAGCCAUUGCGUGUACCAUCAUCUGAAAGGUGUCCCAACUGCUCUGGUGCAGGAAAGGUGAUGUGCCCCACAUGUCUGUGCACUGGAAUGGUGAUGGCAAGCGAACACGAUCCGCGAAUCGAUCCAUUCGACUGAGCUCUCUCCAUCUAUGGACUGCCUGCUUCCAAAAUGUAUCCAUCUAGUUGUUGAUUUCUUUGUUUGUCUAUCCUGUCCUGGGAACCAAAGUUUUCCCUUAUUUCAUUCAUGUACCCCCUUCGUUCUCUGUUACCAAGUUACAACUGUGGAGAGGUUGCGGCAGUUGAUGAGAAAGGAUGGAUAACAGAAUGUCGGAAGAUACAGUGCACUGAGGAAUGAUGGCAUGACCAAACUAGGCUGAAGAAAAAUCGACUGUGAAAACAUUUAGCGUGAAUUAUCAAUUUGUAACUGGUGGCAUUAAUUAAAUCCACAUUCUGCUUCAUACUGCUCUUUCCCCGUAACCACUGUAGUAUCGGUUAUUUGUGCAUACUGCAUAGGGUAUUGUAUGGCACGACACGAUUAAAGCAUAACAAGCAUG
Linum trigynum is the source of this 1569-nucleotide messenger RNA. The record is from the annotation of a GenBank genome assembly. NCBI's taxonomy places the organism in Eukaryota, Viridiplantae, Streptophyta, Magnoliopsida, Malpighiales, Linaceae.